This is a messenger RNA of Sarcophilus harrisii (Tasmanian devil), 4147 nucleotides long. It is a transcript of the gene RFFL, whose product is annotated as ring finger and FYVE like domain containing E3 ubiquitin protein ligase. Gene Ontology annotation, molecular function: ubiquitin protein ligase activity. The coding region runs from base 560 to 1651 and encodes 363 amino acids. Gene Ontology annotation, biological process: negative regulation of extrinsic apoptotic signaling pathway via death domain receptors; protein K48-linked ubiquitination; proteasome-mediated ubiquitin-dependent protein catabolic process. Gene Ontology annotation, cellular component: cytoplasm; plasma membrane. Lineage: Eukaryota; Metazoa; Chordata; Mammalia; Dasyuromorphia; Dasyuridae. The transcript is spliced from 9 exons. The record is from RefSeq and is a predicted model, not a curated record.
CUCACAAUGGGUAUGGUACUGACACCUCCAAACUUGGGUUAGCCCACCAAACCCCCCCUCACACUGGGGUGGCUAACACUUCAAAAGUGGGAUUGGGAAGGGAUACCACCAGGGAUGUCACCAGAGAGCCUCAGGCAGGAUGGUAUUCAAGUCAUAGCUGAAAGAAGAAAUCCACAAUGGACCCUUGAGUCCAUUCUUCGAGGCAACUCAGGCAGCCCUUGGAUCAGGGCAGCUCCUGAAUCAGCUACAGUGUCAUGGCCAACCCGGGAUCAGAGUGGCUCAGGAAUCUAAUACUUAAACUGCUUACCUAACUGGAUGUGAGGAAGAUCAAAAGAGAUAAGUGAGGAAUGGGGAGAAGCAGAUCUUCAUCUGAACUCUUCAGACAGUGCCAGCUUCUUCCCCAGGAGCCCACCAUGGUGUUGAGUAACAACUAGAGGAGCCUUUUCUUCCAGAGAUACUCCGGAAGUGAUCCUGAGCUCGAGUUGAGACAGAGCUGGCCAUAGUGCCGAGAAUUGAGAGGUGAUUCUCCAACUCCAGCCAGAACAGAGCCUGUUUUACCAUGUGGGCAACUUGCUGUAACUGGUUCUGUCAGGAUGGACAUUCUGAGGAAACUCAGCAGGCCCAGGGAGCCAGAACACAAGCCUAUUCCAACCCUGGGUACAGCUCCUUCCCUUCUCCUACCAGCUCUGAACCUAGCUGCAAGAACUGUGGGACUCACUUUGGAAGCACAACUAGGAAACACACGUGCUUGGAUUGUAAGAAGGAUUUCUGCAUUUCCUGUUCGAGCCAAGUAGGGAAUGGUGCCCGCCUCUGCUAUCUCUGCCAGCGUUUCCGCGCCACAGCCUUUCAUCGAGAAGAGCUGAUGAAAAUGAAGGUGAAGGACCUGAGGGACUAUCUCAGUCUCCAUGACAUCUCCUCUGAAAUGUGCAGGGAGAAGGAGGAGCUGGUGUUCUUGGUGCUUGGUCAGCAGCCGGUGAUCACACAGGAAGACAGGACUUGUAAUACCCCUUUCCCCUCAGGCCUUCCUGAGCAUCAGGCCUUCCUGGCCCAGCCUCAUACCAGCACAGCACCUCCUACCUCUCCCAACCUCCCUCCGUCACCGGCACAGCCCACGUGCACUCCCUCAGCCCAGGCUCAGGAAAACCAGCAGGCUAAUGGCCAUGUGCCCCAGGACCAAGAAGAAGUGACAUGUGUGGAGAAUGUAGCAAGUGCUCCUGUGGAGGAUGAAACACAGUCCAUCGAUUCCGAGGACAACUUGGUGCCGGGGCGGAGGGCCUCCCUGUCUGACCUGGUGAAUGUGGAGGACAUUGAGGCCCUCACUGUGCGGCAGCUCAAGGAGAUCUUGGCCCGGAACUUUGUGAACUACAAAGGCUGCUGCGAGAAGUGGGAGCUGAUGGAGCGGGUGACCCGGCUGUACAGGGAGCAGAAGGACCUCCAGCAUUUGGUAUCUGGCACUGCAGAUCAAAAUGGGGAGCCGGCGCCAUCUAGUGCAGAGGAAAAUCUAUGUAAGAUCUGCAUGGACUCCCCUAUCGACUGUGUCCUGUUGGAGUGUGGCCACAUGGUCACCUGCACCAAGUGUGGGAAACGGAUGAACGAGUGCCCCAUCUGCCGCCAGUAUGUGAUCCGGGCUGUGCACGUCUUCAGAUCCUGAUGGCUGCGACCGUGCCCCUCCGUGCCUUCUGGGGCAGAGCAGUUCAUUUGUGGUUUGACUGAGAAAUUUGCAAAGUAUCAUCCUAAGGUCGUGGCCAGCAAGGACAGGAAGAAACCCUGGGAGCUUCCUGUUUGUCUGGUCAUUUGUGCCCUUUUCACCACAUUUUCAAUCUCAGUGUUGGGAUCUGAUAGGGCUCCCUAGCCAAUGGGGAUUUAUUAGCCCUGCUUGGGGCAGAAAUCAAAUGGGCUCAGUCCCUGUUUCAUACGAUCAAUUGGUGACAAUAAAUUUGUGAUGAACACAAACUUCCCAGCACUCAGACCAUGUUGGAGUACUUUUUCCUCCCUUCAGUACAAAUAGUUUUUAAGGAUUUUUUUCUGCAGAAUUAUCCCACGCUAUCGUAAUUCAUCCUUCUGUGGAGACAACUCAGUGCUGGCUUUUUAAUCAUUCAGAAAUGUUGGGUUUUUUCCUAUUAUACACAUGGCUGUGUUUUUUUGGUUUAAUUCAGUCACUGCUAAUUUCUCUCCUCAUGUCUUCCUUUGGAUUUUUCAGUUCAGAAGCAUUAAUGUCCUCAAGAGUGAGUAACUGGCUAUAAAUGCUGUCACUAAAACCAAAAGGACGGUGUGCUUAUAUUAGACAUAAGCCAUGAUGUCUUUUCCUGUCCCAUCUGUCAUGUUGUGAGGAGGCAGAGGAAGCUCUGGGACCAUGGGAUCCAACUUUCCCCAUGGAUUUUGACUGACUCCUGUUUUGUUUUGUGCUGUUUAGUGCCUUAGACUGACAAGAAAACAAAAUUUUUAUGCCAGUGAGUCUUUUGCUCAAUGAAGAUGAAUCUUUGAAAUGUUAAGAAGCCUCAACAUAAGUGUUGAUUACUUGAGUGCAUGAUGGGAAGGUAUUUGUGUCUAUAAAGACUUGCAGUGACUUCUUGAGGCUGCCUGAUUAAGCAGCAUCACUCCCAAGAUGGACUUCUCAUUGUGAGGACUUUUUUUUACCUACCUUGGAAGCCAAAAAAAGUUUGGCUUGCACAUGAAAGAUGAAAUUCUAAGGCCCAGAGAGAGGGGAAACUUGAAAGGCGGACUUAAAGUUGCCGUGCAAGAUGUGGGUGGUUUACCUCUGUCCAUCCCCUUGAGUGAAAGGAAUGCCUCCUGCCGUUCUCUGAGCUUAGUCUGCUUGGUUCUCUUGUUUUCUGGUGCCUUGAAUAGUCUCUGGGGACUCAGGUACAGGUUCUUUCUCAGCUGUCCUCCAUCGGAGUAUACUCAGUGGGACAGUUAGCACAAGAUCUUGGACAUGGCUUCUUUUCAGUGUGGACAGAUGACAAGAAAGCCUUAAAACUCCCAGGUGUCUUGGGGGGAAACUCCUGAUUCCUAGUUCUUUUCUUCUGUUGUUUCUGUUCAGCAUUGGCAGAAAGGAGGACUGCUCUUCCUUGGCGGUUCAUUUUCAAAUCUGUCCAGUGGCUGAUGGAGGAACAGCAACGCAGUGAGCAGGCUCAGCGUUGGCAGAGAGAGCCAUUCUAGGAACUGUAUUCUUCGGGGCUGGGCUAUUUGUAGAAAGCUACCACAGCAAAGCACAAAGCAAACCAGGUGCCUAGUUACUUAGCAACUAUGCAAAACUUAGCCACAACCAAUCUUGGCCAUCCUUAGCAGACCCCCACUGUGUGCAGCCUUGCUUGAUCCCUUUAAUCAUAAAGGGUGAAAACUACUAUUUUGGAAGAUGAGGUGAAAUUGCUCUCUCCUAAGGAGAAUUGGUAAUAAUAGUACAGAUUUUGUAAUGAUUUCCUUUCCUCUAACUUCCUUUGGAAAGAAGAGACAAUUUCAGGAACUGUUGGCUUAAGUACUCAUUUGUUUAUUUGGACGUUAGAUCAGGUCUUGGGGAUCCCAUUCAAGAAGCUUCAUCCUUUUUGUCUUUCACUGCUUAUAGCCUGUAGCAUUUCUGAAAAGGGCUGUUCAGUUGUCAAGUGAUUCCACUGUGAAAUCAGUAUGUAUGCAAAUCAAUCAUCAUUUAGAAAUAAGCUCAGAGCAGGAACAGGUCCUCUACCCGUUUAUUAUGCUUUCUUUCUCUUCUGAGAUUGGGAACAGUGUUCUAGCUUUGGGGUUUAGGAGGUUUUCCACAUGUUGAAAGUGGCCCUACCACUGGAUGAACUGAGGAUGGGGGCAGGCCUGCAUAACCAGUUCCCCACUUGGUCAUGAAGCAGAGCCCUACCAAUUUUCAGUCUUGAUUCCUACCAGACAGGUAAAAGUGAAAUAAGUUUGUUUCUCCGGGGGUAGAUUCCCGAUUUGCAGGUUUAUUAGAAGACCGUGAUAACUUUAGCUCUAUUUUCUUGGUGGGUGAUUUUCCAUCCAGGGAAAUCCUAAUCUUGUGCUAAUUUUCUAUUUUUACAGAAUGGGGGGGGGGGGUGUGAGUCUAUGACCAUGUAUGUCACCUUAGUGAGAAAUUUGAUUUUACUCCUGAAUUACCUCCUGCUUCCCUCCCCAUAUCUUGGAGUACUUAACUUUCACUGCAAUG